This is a messenger RNA of Manihot esculenta (cassava), 1119 nucleotides long. RefSeq lists its product as uncharacterized. The coding region runs from base 1 to 1119 and encodes 372 amino acids. The transcript has 5 exons. The record is from RefSeq and is a predicted model, not a curated record. Lineage: Eukaryota; Viridiplantae; Streptophyta; Magnoliopsida; Malpighiales; Euphorbiaceae.
AUGAGAGGACGAGGACGUGGAUCUUCAUCACGGGGUCGAGGAGACCAUGGCAAAGGUAGUGUCCACACAACUGAAUCAGAAAAUGUCAAUCAAGAUUUAGUACAACACACUGCUUUGAUUCCUAGACCAGACCAGGGUGAGAGAUCCACACCGGGUGCUGCAUCAUCCACUCCUGCUUCAGUGCACACAUCUGCUACUGCCUCAGCUCCCAUAGGUUUGCCACCUAUUGCAUCUACGGCUACAUCUGCAUCUGCAUCUGCAUCUGCUUCUGGUAGUUGUGGACCUACAUGGCUCAGACCACAUAUUUCCAUAGUAAACUCAAUCAUGCAGCCUUCUGAUCCGAUUGCUAGGCGGAUUACCUUGAUCUUUAAGGAAAAGUUAGUAGCAGAUGGCUUUUGUUGGAAAAAUAUACCAGAAGAGGUUAAAGAAUUCUAUUGGCAAGAAUUUAAGAAACACUUCUUAUGGGAGGAGGCAAUAGAACAGCUUAUGAAAAUAGCUUGGAGAAAGAAAGCUGCUGAGCGCUAUCGUAGCCUUAUGUGUAGCAUAAGGAUUGGGAAAGAGAAGAGGCUAUCACUGACGGAAGGACGUGAAAGGCUAGGCAGAGAUCAUUUACCUCAUGAGUUAUUUGAGGCUACUCAUAAGAAGAAGGACCGCUUUCUGACUUUGAAAGAGCAAGCAUCACAGACAGAUAAUGACAGUACUGAGGCAUCUUGCAUUGAUGAGGCUCAGUUAUACUUUGAGGCAGUAGGUGGAGAGAAAAAAAGAAGAGUGUACGGUCUUGGAUCACAGGCUUCAGUUUUCUUCCCAAACAAGUGUUCUGCUAGUACAGCCUUCACAUCAGCUCAGCAAAAUCAGGAUCUUCAAGAUGAAAUGGCUGAUCUCAGACGCAAGCUACAAGAGCGUGAGGAUAAUGAACAAUUAUUGCAUGAGCAAAACGUGCGGAUUUCCUCUGAGCUCUCACAGGUGAAGGAUUUACUUAUGCAGCUCGUGAGUCAAAGACAAAGCAGCCAGCCAUCAGCUCCUGGUGAAGGAACUUCUACACAGCUUCCUGAUCAACCAGAUGAAGCUAAUGAUGAGGAUGAGGACGAGGACGAGGACGAGGACACUACACAUUUGUAG